ACAACAAUGAACAGAGACAAAGGAAAAGCUGUGUGGAAUUCAACUUUAACAGAAAUUUUCAUUAAAGAAUGCUUGGAACAAGUGUACAAGAAACAAAGGAAAGGAACUGCUUUCAACAAAAAUGGGUGGCAGGCAAUAAUUGAGGGAUUUGAGGCGAAGACAGGAAAAAAGUAUGAGCGAAAGCAAUUGAAAAAUAAGCUAGAUAACAUGAGGAAAGAAUGGAACGUAUGGCAUAAGUUGUUUUCAAGUGAAACCGGCUUAGGAUGGGACAGUGACAAGAAUACUGUUGAUGCUCCAGAUGAGUGGUGGGAGCGAAAAAUCUUGGAAAAUCCUCUUUAUGAAAAAUUUAGAUAUAAAGGUCUGAGAUUUGCAAGGGAAUUAACCUUGAUAUUCAAGGAUGUCCUAGCAACUGGGGAGACACUUUUUGUACCAUCUGCUACCCAGACCCAAAUAGAGGAUGAUGAUGAUGAGGAUGUGUACCGCCCUACUAUUGACCUUCGAGAAGGCUCCGGUGAUAGUGAAGAGGAACUAAAUUUAUCUGACACUAUAGCACCUACGGGGGUCACCGAUGAGUUGUUGGGCUUGAAUGUCACCAUAAAUACCGGUGGAACUAGUGGUGAUGGAAGUCAAGGCAAGAGAAAGAGGGUGGUAGGCGUUGGUGGGAGGAAAAAGCAAAAAGUCCCUGCCUCAAUGAAAAUAGCAGAUGCGAUGAGUGAAAUGGCUAAGGAUAAUAGAGCUAGAACAGAGACAGUGAACAAGAUUUUGGCAAAUGACAUAGGAGUUUCUGAGGUUGUGGCUCACUUAAAUGGACUUCCAGAAGUUUUUGGUGAUAAAGAUUUGCAUUGGAGAUGUGUCAAUCUUGUUCUAUACAAGCCUAUGCGAGAUGCUUACUGGCAACUUAAAGACCAUCCUGAUCACUUGGUCAAUUGGUUGAAGCACCAAGUCUACCAUCUACCGGAUUUUAUUUCAAAGAAUACAUCAGGAUGAAUUUUUAUUUAGGCUUAUGAUGACUUGACUGGUGUUUAUUUUGACUUAAAGACUACUUGUAGUUGCUUUUGGCUGACUUGUACCUCGCUAUGCUUAUGAUGACUUGACUGGUGUUUAUUUUGACUUAAAGACUACUUGUAGUUUCUUUUGGCUGACUUGUACCUCACUAUGCUUAUGAUGACUUGACUGGUGUUUAUUUUGACUUAAAGACUACUUGUAGUUUCUUUUGGCUGGUUUGUAAUGAAUAUUUAACUCUUAUCUAAUGCUUAUCUUAUGCUUUAUUUUUUAUGUUAUUAAAUGAUAUUUAUAUACUAUGUAUUUUAUAUUAUAUACAAAUGAUAUUCAUAUACUAUUUUACCUCAGGUUGAAAAUCAUGGAAGAUUCAAAUGAAUAUAUGUUAGGUUGGAAUGAAGGUUGGGAUGUAGAUGUAGCUCAUCAACUACUUCCCUUGUUACAACAAGAUAUAUCUGAGCAAGAAGAAAUAUGUCACUUAGUUGGUGAAUAUGUGAUGCCAUAUGUGUGUAAAGAGCCACGAAGAACUAGCAGGCAA
This is a messenger RNA of Prosopis cineraria, 1537 nucleotides long. RefSeq names its product L10-interacting MYB domain-containing protein-like. The transcript has 2 exons. Lineage: Eukaryota; Viridiplantae; Streptophyta; Magnoliopsida; Fabales; Fabaceae. The record is from RefSeq and is a predicted model, not a curated record. Bases 7 to 987 code for a protein of 326 amino acids.